Messenger RNA from Gastrolobium bilobum, 1746 nucleotides. Its product is annotated as protein SOSEKI 3-like. The coding region runs from base 1 to 1614 and encodes 537 amino acids. The record is from RefSeq and is a predicted model, not a curated record. Lineage: Eukaryota; Viridiplantae; Streptophyta; Magnoliopsida; Fabales; Fabaceae. The transcript is spliced from 6 exons.
AUGGAAGCGAGGAUGAAAAAGUACCGGCAGGUGAGUCCAGAGAGGGCAAAAGUGUGGACUGAGAAGUCACCAAAAUACCAUCAGAGUCUGAAGGUACCAGUUAUUUACUAUCUAUGUCGAAACAGGCAGCUAGAACACCCUCAUUUUAUGGAGGUUCCACUUUCUUCACCAGAUGGUCUAUACUUGAGAGAUGUGAUUGAUAGAUUAAAUGCUUUGAGAGGUAGAGGUAUGGCUUCCUUGUAUUCAUGGUCUUGCAAGAGAAGCUAUAAGAACGGAUUUGUGUGGCAUGAUCUCUGUGAAGAUGAUCUAAUUCUACCAGCCCAUGGAAACGAGUAUGUCCUCAAAGGUUCUGAGCUCUUUGAUGAAUCCAAUUCAGAUCGUUUCAGUCCCAUUGGCAAUGAUAAAAUACUGAGCGUGAAGCUGUUGCCAGGGCCAGCUUCUUCUAGGAGCCAUGAUGAAUCUUCCUCCUCUUCUAGCAUGAAUGGGAAAGAGACAAGACACUCGCAAGAUGACGAGCUUUCUCAAGAACCUCACACUGGUUCCUCCGAUGUUUCUCCAGAGUCUAGAGCUGGAAAGAGCGGUUCUCCAAGCUUGGCAUUGACAGAGUACAAAAUUUAUAAGACUGAUGGAUUGGCAGAUGCUUCAACUCAGACAGAAGAAAAUGUUAACAAAACCAAAACACAGAAAACUUGUACAAGGGGUGUAUCCACAGAGGAUGGGUCAGUAGAACCCGAAUGCCAUGAAAUAUGUCAAACCCAAGUUCCACAAGUGAAAGAUAAUCCAGCAGCAAUCUGUAGGGAUACCGUUUCUCCCCCUCCCUCAACUUCGAGUCCCUCAUCUCUUGGGGGGAAAGCUGAAACUUUGGAAUCUCUGAUUAGAGCUGAUGCUAGUAAAGUGAACAGUUUCAGGAUUCUGGAAGAGGAGGCCAUUCAGGUUCCAACCAACACAAGGCUGAAGGCCUCAAAUUUGCUGAUGCAACUGAUCUCAUGUGGCUCAAUAUCAGUGAAAAACCACAGCUUUGGCCUUAUUCCUUCUUAUAAGCCUAGGUUUUCCCAUUCAAAAUUCCCUUCCCCGCUGUUCUCAACUUCUUUUGUGUUGGGAGAAUUUGAUUGCUUAGCAGAGAAUCCAAAGCUGAUGAGUCUCAGAUUGGAAGACAAAGAAUAUUUCAGUGGGAGCUUAGUCGAGACUAAACUGAAAGAAGGAGAUGGACAUAAUGUUCUGAAACGGUCUUCUUCCUACAGUGAUGAGAGGAUAUAUAAAGAGCAGAAACCACAAGAAGACAAAGAGGAAUCAUCCUCAGGACAUUCAAAAUGCAUUCCACGGUCAAUUAAGGCUUCAUUGACCAAACAGCCUCGAAGUGAAUCCAUGAGAUCCCCAGUUUCUGAUGUACCAAGAAACUCAUCGGAUAGAAUUGAUGGCUCAGGCAUAUCCUCAGUAACAUCAAACGGUAGCAGCAAAAGAAUCACCGAACCAUUAUCAGGGAAAAAGCAAUCGAAGAGGAUAGAUUCAUUUAGAGAAGAGGAGGUGAUCAAAAUUGAAGAAAGGCUUGCUUCAGGAGCUCGGGUUAUAAUCCAAUCUAAACCAUUCUGCGACACUGCAUCUAGCAGCUCUUAAAAUUUCAAUUUUCAGAGUUUUGACAACAGCAAAACAACUGGGUUUUCAGCUUUAGUUUGAAUUCAACAUGAUUAUAUAUAUCUUGGUAGGUCCAUGUGACAUUUCUGUUAGCCCACAAAGUGAAAACAUUUU